Molecule: messenger RNA, 528 nt
Organism: Entrophospora candida
Lineage: Eukaryota; Fungi; Glomeromycota; Glomeromycetes; Entrophosporales; Entrophosporaceae
Source: the annotation of a GenBank genome assembly
AUGGCAUCACUAUCGUCAAAUUUCACAUAUGACUAUAUUGUUAAGUAUAUUAUAAUCGGUGAUACAGGUGUUGGAAAGGCCGGGCAAGAAUCUUUUAGAAGUAUAACGAGGAGUUAUUAUCGUGGUGCAGCUGGUGCUUUGUUAGUUUACGAUAUCACCAGACGUGAAACUUUUGAACAUCUACAUAUUUGGUUGGAGGAUGCUCGUCAGCACUCCAAUUCUAACACUACAAUAAUGCUUAUUGGUAAUAAGAAGGAUCUUGAAACUAAACGUGCUGUUUCUUAUGAGGAAGGUGAAAAGUUUGCCAGGCAGAAUAAUUUAUUUUUUAUAGAAGCUUCUGCAAAAACUGCAGAAAAUGUUGAAAAGGCAUUUAAUAUUCCAGCUCAAGAUAUUUAUAGAAAAAUCAAAGAAUCAAUAUUUGAUGUUACAAAUGAGGCGCAUGGUAUUAAGGUUGGAGGUCAAUCUAGAAUUGGGUCCAAUACGGUACCAAUUGAUGCAAAGGGUGGCAAUAAUGAAUGUUGCAAAUAA